Molecule: messenger RNA, 2184 nt
Organism: Suillus subalutaceus
Lineage: Eukaryota; Fungi; Basidiomycota; Agaricomycetes; Boletales; Suillaceae
Product: NDE2, mitochondrial external NADH dehydrogenase
Exons: 16
Coding region: 161-1774 (537 amino acids)
Molecular function (GO): NADH dehydrogenase activity
Source: RefSeq, a predicted model, not a curated record
GGCGCCGAAACGGAGACAAACCGGAGGCGAAAGUUAAUAAAAUUGGUUGGCGUGACAAAUAUCGUCAUUUAACCGGCAAGACGUGCCCGAGUCACCUUAAAGUUAUACAGUACAGCCGUUAUUUUUUCAGCACCUCCCCUUUUCUUCCUUGACUGUACAAAUGCAGGCUGCACGACAUGUCCGCUUUAUGUCCACGAGCAGGUCGCUUGUCUGCUCUCACGUGCAUGCGCAAAAACAUUUCUUGAGGGCUUCGACUUCCAGAGCCCAAUCAAGGUCUGUGGCCUCGACGGCCGCCGCUGCGUCACAGACUCCACCACCACCACCACCACCGUCUCAAGGGAGAUGGAGAUACUUUUUACAGACUCUUGGACGUGUGACACUCGUAACAUUCGAUCCCUCAAAGAAGACCCUGGUCAUCUUGGGCAGCGGUUGGGGGGCGACGAGCCUCCUUAAGGGGCUUGACACCAGCGAUUAUAACACUGCAUGUCACACGUUCAAUAGUGCUAUUGUUGUCUCCCCAAAGAACUUCUUCCUCUUCACGCCUCUCCUUCCCUCCGUGGCAGUUGGUACGCUGAAUGCACGAUCUAUCCUCCAGCCUACUCGCUACCUGACGCGACACAAAGAACGUCAAGUUUUAGUCAUCGAAGCAGAGGCCAAAGAAGUUGACCCGGUUAAGAAAACUGUUACGCUCUCAGAUGACUCCGAGAUCCAAGGUCAAAUAUCCAGCACGACCAUACCGUACGAUUAUCUUGUAUAUGCUGUCGGUGCCGAGACGCAGACAUUUGGUAUUCCCGGUGUAAGGGAGCAUGCAUGCUUCAUGAAAGAACUGCAUGAUGCUGAGAAGAUGCAAAGACGCUUUUUGGACUGCGUAGAGAGUGCUGCUUUCCCUGGCCAAAGUGACGAGGAGAAAGACCGGUUGUUGCAUAUGGUUGUAGUAGGCGGUGGACCCACGGGUAUCGAACUUAGUGGCGAACUCCGUGACUUCCUCGAGGAGGAUCUCAAGUCAUGGUACCCAGAGCUUGCCUCACGGAUCCGCAUCACGCUGGUCGAGGCUCUUCCCAAUGUUCUUCCCUCAUUCAGCAAGGAGCUGAUUGCCUAUACCGAGCGCACGUUCAAGGAGUCCGACAUCGAAAUCCUCACGAAGACCAUGGUGAGGAAAGUCAACGAGAAGAGCGUCGUUCUCAAGGGCCCCGAUGGUGUCGAACGAGAGGUGCCGUGCGGGAUGGUUGUCUGGGCUGCUGGCAACACUAGUCGCCAAAUAACACGGGAUCUGAUGGCGAAGCUCCCUGAAGGUCAGACGAAUAAGCGCGGAAUUACCUUGGACGAUCACCUCCGCAUGAAGGGAGCUCGCGAUAUCUUCGCUAUCGGCGACUGUACGGCCUCUUCUUACGCUCCAACUGCCCAGGUUGCAAGCCAGCAGGGUUCAUACCUCUCGCGUGUGUUCAAGUUACUUGCGAAGAAAGACAAACUCGAGGCCGACCUGUCUCAUGCUGAGAUCAGCGAAGAGGCGGAGAAACUGAAGAAGCAGAUAGACAAGAUCAAGUUGAAGCCUUUCCAUUACAGUCAUCAAGGAUCGUUGGCUUACAUCGGCUCGGACAAGGCAAUCGCUGACCUGCCUAUCUUCGGGCGUGAGUGGACGAGCGGAGGUGUUGCGACGUUCAUGUUCUGGCGGAGCGCAUAUCUGAGCACCUUAUUCUCCCUGCGAAACCGAAGCUUGGUUGCUGGGGACUGGGUAAGGGUGAAGUUAUGGGGACGUGACGUGAGCCGGGAAUGAAGGCCGAGUAUGAACACUCAUGACUUGCGAACUCGACAGGAUGGACCAUCAACAUCACAUUUCUAGACAUAGACUAUAGAGACACAUUAUCCCCCCUGUUUAUCAUUCAUGAUACAUAAUCGCGUCUACAAUUUCACCUGUCCCUCCUCCAGCCACGUAUUUAGUGCGCCUUCCGUUCCUUCGCGUUUUUUUGUCAUCUUGGGUACCUUGCAUGGUCACCCUCUUCGUUAUGUCGUUCUUAUUGUGGAUGGGUGUUGGGAAGAGCUAUAUAGACCCUGCUAGGUGCAUGCAUUGAUCGAUUUUAUAGAGGUAGUUUCCCCGACUUUCACGUCAGUGGAGGGUCUGUCGAAUGGAUACGUCUAAUUUCUCUACUUUUCUCUCCGACCUGUCCAGCAAAAUGCGCUUUGUCC